This is a messenger RNA of Colius striatus (speckled mousebird), 3603 nucleotides long. It is a transcript of the gene LRRFIP2, whose product is annotated as LRR binding FLII interacting protein 2. The coding region runs from base 564 to 2789 and encodes 741 amino acids. NCBI's taxonomy places the organism in Eukaryota, Metazoa, Chordata, Aves, Coliiformes, Coliidae. The transcript is spliced from 26 exons. Gene Ontology annotation, biological process: regulation of DNA-templated transcription. The record is from RefSeq and is a predicted model, not a curated record.
GCGCAGUCCAACGGGUGGCCUGUGUGAGGGGCUGGGGUUAGUGUGGGUCGCGUGCCGCUCCUACAACGGCUACUGGCCCCUUUCUCCUUCUGCAGGACGCUGGGGGCGCGUUGAAGUUAACCACAGUUUGUUACCUGGGUUCCCACUGUGGCUGUAACCGCCUGGAGUUGAAGGGGAGGAGGCAAAAGCGUGGGGCGGAGAACAGUAGGGCGGCCUGGAGCGGUGCGGCUCGUCUUUGCCUAAAGCUUCGGUUCCUACAGCCCCUCACGGGAAAAGGGUGAGGGGUGAAGAAAGGUGAAGUGAGGUGGCAGCUGCUUUGCUGGGUCUCCGGGACCGGCCUUGCCCAGCGGGCACCCGCGCUCGCCCUGGGGCGGCUUCUGUCUCUGUUCCUUGGACUCUGGGCGUGGGGAACGAGGGAAGGAAGGAGCCUGAGGCGAUUCCGGGACCCACCAGCCCCUCACACCCGUGAAAGGCGGGGCAGGGGAAAGUGAAACGAUUACCCCUUCCCGUAUUAAGGCGUUCCAGUGGUGCAGCAGGCUGGCCCGCAGAACUUGAGAAUAAAAAUGGGAACUCCUGGAUCAGGACGGAAGAGAACUCCAGUGAAAGACAGAUUUUCUGCAGAAGAUGAAGCUCUGAGUAACAUUGCCAGAGAGGCAGAAGCCAGGCUUGCAGCUAAGCGAGCAGCCCGAGCAGAAGCAAGAGAUAUACGUAUGAGAGAGCUGGAGCGACAGCAAAAAGAGUUUUCUCAGCGUUCAUAUGAUAGAAAAUGGGCUCAUAUCCAGAAAUGGAUGGAAGAUUCAGAGAGGGCCAGGUAUUCUCAGCGGUCCAGUCGACAUUCAUAUUUGGGAGUGGAUGAUGCUUUGAGUGCUCCAAGUAGGAGCAGUUUUAGAUAUGACAGUGCUGAGGAUAGAUCUGCAAGAUACUCAGUCCCUAGUCAUGCAUACAGUGAAUCUCAUAGUUCAAAGAAGAAAGCUGCUUAUUCCCAUAAAGACUUGUUGAGUGGAAUUUACUAUGAUCAAAGAAAUUAUAGCAGCCUUAGAUAUAAUAAACCAGUUUCUUCCUACCAUACUCGGUCAUCGUCUUCUCUAUGCAGUGAUCCAUUGGCAACAACCAGGAGUUACAGGGUGUCUCCUUCUGUAAAAACUGGUUUGAUAAGAAGUAUCAGUUUGGUUCGUAAGCACCAUUUGCAUGGUUGCCUUAAAUGUCCAUCUGAAUACAGUUAUUCUUCAAGAGCAAGCUCAGUUCGAAGUAGUCCUGUGGUGAGCGUCCUCUUGCAUGAUUUGCUGAACGCUUUGAUACUAACACACAACGUGAUGAUGAUGAUUAUGAAUACUUACACUGGAGAUCCUUUUACUGACCAACAAACAGACUCAGUUUUACAGUUCUGCAUCAAAUCCUCUGAUUUUUCUGAUCAAAGUGAAACUGCUGCUGACUAUUUUAGUCGUUCCAACCGCAGGGGAAGCAUUGUUUCCGAUGCAGAUGAUGUCCAAGGUUUGAAUAGUCUGGAAGAAAAGAGUGAAAAAUCACAUUCAGAAAUAUUUUCCAGGCCAUCUUCUCGCAAUUCAGUAAGUGCAACUCCUCUAAGUGGCAACUCAUCUAGGAGAGGAAGUGGAGACACAAGCAGUUGGAUCGAUCCUGAUGCCUCCCUCAGUGAAUUACGGGAUAUCUAUGAUCUUAAGGACCAGAUACACGAUGUAGAAGGGAGAUACAUGCAGGGACUUAAAGAACUAAAGGAUUCCCUAGCUGAAGUUGAAGAGAAGUACAAGAAAGCUAUGGUUUCCAAUGCUCAACUAGACAAUGAGAAAAACAACUUGGUUUAUCAAGUGGAUACUCUGAAGGAUGUCAUUGAGGAGAAAGAAGAACAGAUAGCAGAAUUCUAUAGGGAGAAUGAAGAGAAAUCAAAGGAAUUGGAAAGACAGAAACAUACAUGCAGUAUCCUACAGCAUAAGCUGGAUGAACUUAAAGAGGGACUUCGACAGAGAGAUGAAUUGAUAGAGGAGAAUCAACGCAUGCAGCAGAAUAUAGACUCCAUAACCAAGGAGGUGUUUGAUCUCCAGGAGACAAUUAAUUGGAAAGAUAAAAAAAUAGGGGCCCUAGAAAGACAGAAAGAUUACUUUGACUGCAUUAAGAAAGAGCGAGAUGAGCUCAGAGAGGAGUUGGCUGACCUGAAGGAAACAAUGAAGAGAGGAGAGAAACAUGGAUUAGUUAUCAUUCCAGAUGGCACACCGAAUGGUGAUGUCAACCAUGAAUCGGUUGGUGCAAUAACAGUUGUAUCACAGGAAGCUGCUCAAGUCUUGGAAUCUGCAGGAGAUGGACCACUAGAUGUUCGGCUACGAAAACUGGCUGGAGAAAAGGAGGAAUUACUGUCCCAGGUUAGAAAACUGAAGAUGCAGUUGGAAGAGGAACGACAGAAAUACUCUAAAAGUGAUGGCAUGAGUUCAGAUAUCAUAGGCUUAGAGAAUGGUUCUGACCUACAGCUGAUUGAAAUGCAGAGAGAUGCCAACAGACAAAUUAGUGAAUACAAAUUUAAGCUUUCAAAAGCUGAACAAGAUAUAACUACCUUGGAACAAAACAUUGGACGACUUGAGGGACAGGUUGCAAGAUAUAAAAAUGCAGCAGAAAAUGCAGAAAAAGUAGAAGAUGAACUCAAAGCUGAAAAGAGGAAGCUUCAGCGAGAGUUAAGAACAGCACUGGAUAAGAUAGAGGAGAUGGAGAUGACCAAUAGCCACUUAAUGAAAAGGCUGGAGAAGAUGAAGGCAAACAGGACUGCGCUUCUAUCUCAACAGUGAAAUGGAAAUUGAAAACCUGAUGCACUGCUCCUUGAAUAACUAGCCCCUAGCUUGUUUUUAAAUACAGACUCUCAUUGGCACAAACUAUUUGAACACCAAGCUGUUCAUUGGUUCAGUUUCAUAAUUAAAUGGCAUACUUCUUUUUUGUAACUUAUGAGAGAAUGACAAGUAGUUUGAAUUCCCACAUGAAUGGCAGCAAUCUUUCUGUAGCGUUUGAUUCAGAGUCAGAGCUGGAGCACAAUGCUGUACGUUCCACUUAGCGAUAGAAAACCUUCUUACAGCUGUGGAAUCAAGUUUACUCAUGAUCUCUUUUGGCUGCUUUAUUGAUGCUUGAUGCUCAGAGACAACUGCAUGAAUUCAAGAAGACACUGUGUUACUGUAUUAUAAACUAACAUAUAUUUGCUCAAGGCAUCACACAGCGCAAGUGCCUUUUAUCUGGUGCAAUUUAGACUUCAUUGUUGAAAUAACCUUUGAAAUCAGAUAAUGUUUUAUUUUAAGAUACAUUUGGGGUAUUCACUAAACUUUAUACAUUUUGAAAAUACGUUUUUUGUAAGAUAUUUAAAUUUAUAAGAGGAAAAUUAGGGACUGUAUAUAAAAAUCUGCUUUUUUGCAUGAGCACAUCAGAAUUCUAGGUAAUUUUGGGAAAUACUAGCCCCUGAUACUCUUAGUAUUAAGAGUACAGAUGUAAAAAACUUCCAUUGUACACCAUCAAAUUCUCUGUCAUCUGCUACAUAAGUGUGAAGUUUCAGGGUGGGAGGAAGGGAUGGGAGAUGUGGCUAAGGAGUUUAUUAAAUGGACACUUUACUGACCAAAA